AAUGGAGAUAGAUCUAUUUAAAAUGUUUAAUAGGAAUAUAUUUUUAGAAUAUUGAAUGACACAAUAAGCUGUUGAUCAACAUGUAAAACAGGAAGGAUGGCCUAACUGAAUGGAGAAGAAAGUGACGAGGGUCAGUCCAGCUGACCCGGCCGACACCAUAUCAUACGAGAUGGGGACACCUAAACGCAACAAGAGUUUAGUCAGUCUCCAUUUCAAUGAGGAGGCGGUUGAUGCACAAAACGUGGGGGCUGCCCCAGAGGUGAAUAUGACGUUUGAACAAAGAUGGAUUCGUGACAACAUCAAAAUGAGAGUCUGUAAAAAGUUUGUAGAAAAACCAGUGGAGGUUAACAGUGUUUCAUUGCCUCCCAUCAGAUCUCCAGGCAAGAGUCUCCAAGGUGCUGGGACAGAGAUUGAAGCUAUAUGUAAAUGUGGCUACCCCCGGACUGCCCACACCUCCCUAUUAUCCUCCCCUGGGGCCUCAGGACUGGAGGAGUGGAGGGUAGAGACCCACACCAGGGCCAUCAGAACCAAUGCCUUUGGCACUGUUGAGUUCCUGGGGUUUGGAGAAAAUGAGAGGAAUUAUGUACGUGUGGAUGUGAACACCAAGAUGGACGUCAUGAUGGAGCUGAUGAUGGACGUGUGGGGACUGGAGAAACCCAACCUCCUGAUCUCAGUCACUGGUGGGGCCAAAAACUUCACCAUGAAACAGAAAAUCAAGGAAGAAUUCAGGCGUGGUCUCAUGAAGGUGGCCCGCAGUACAGGUGCCUGGAUCAUUACAGGAGGGACAAAUGCUGGGGUGAUGAAACAUGUGGGGGAAGCAGUCAGAGAUUAUGGGCUUGUGUCAGCCUCCACUAACCCCAUAAUAGUCAUAGGGGUGGCCACGUGGGGCUGCAUACAAAAUAAAGAGGACCUCACUGAUCCUGAGUGUCGAGGAAAAUGGCCUGCUUCAUACAGACUAGGGAAGAAACAGAGAAUAAAGGAAAGUUUCCUGGAUCCGAAUCACACCCACUUUGUGUUGGUUGACAAUGGAACUCAGCACCAGUUUGGAGUGGAGAUCCCGUUCAGGGCGAGAAUGGAGAAUUCCAUAGCAAACAUGAAAACCAACACUGGCAAAAAUGCCUCUGUUUAUGUGCCUGUGGUACUGCUAGUGUUAGAAGGAGGUCCUGGUACACUGGAAACGGCCCAUCAAGCUGUCGCCAAUAACACACCCAUUGUCAUAGUCCAGGGUUCUGGAAGAGCAGCAGACAUUUUAGCUUUUGCAUACCAGAAUUCCUCAGGCGAGGAAAUAGAAGCUAUGGAUCAAGAGGGCAAAACAAAAAAGAUAACACAGACAAUAUUUGAUGCCUCGGUAGAAGCAGAAAUAAGGAAUCAGGUAGAAGAGAAUUUUGGGAAAAAGAACCUUGUCAGUCACUGCGAGAUGGUGAAGGAGACCCUGAAAAAUCGGGACUUGAUCACUGUGUUUGAGUUCAGUAUUGGAGGUCGGGGGUCAUCCAAAGACAUUGACAAGGCCAUUCUCCAGGCACUACUCAGGGCAAAUAAGGAUCAGAUCUUUGACCAGUUGAAGUUAGCUUUAGCUUGGAACAGAAUAGAUAUUGCCAAAAGUGAAAUCUUUACAGAUGACCGUUUCAUUCAGACUAACAUGCUGUUUGAGAUCAUGCAGUCGGCCUUAAUCCUGAACCGGGUAGGCUUCGUAGAACUGUUGAUGGACAAUGGCGUCAACCUAAAAGACUUCCUAACCAAGAAAAGGCUUCUCAAGCUCUAUAAUCAGAUAAACAAAAAUACUCAACUGUAUCAGAUGCUGGAUAAAAUUCGACGGAAAAAUGGAAAUGCAAAGUACAUUUCCUUGGUGGAUGUGGGUUGUUUGAUCCAGGACCUGAUUGGGGAUUUCUACACCCCCUGGUACCUGCUGGACCCCAAGGUUAGGGACCUGGACGUGGAGUACCUCCUGGAUGGGGUGUCGGCAAAGUGUAUGGGCAUGCCAGGGAUCAAAAAGGGAAUAUUAUCCAUGGCAACUGGGAAGAAGCAAGAAUCCAUGGAUAAUGACCUUUUGACCUCUGACGAGUACCAGGUACCAGAUUUUGAUAAUCCUUUCCAGGAACUGUUCCUCUGGGCGGUUUUACUAAACAGACAGGAAAUGGCCAAAAUUUUAUGGAAAGGAGGAAAAGAUGCCACAGCUGCAGCACUUGUGGCGAGUGGGAUGUUGAGUUCUCUAGCCAGGGAGACCGAUGAUACAGAGUUAGCCAAAAAACUCAAAGCCAAUUCACUGGAAUUCUCAGAUCUUGCCAUAGCAGUGUUAAAUGAAUGUUACGAUGUGGAAGAGAAAAAGGCUCAGAAUCUAUUGAUUCGAGAGCUGGAACAUUGGGGGGCUGCCACAUGUGUAUUACUGGCUGUGGAGUCCAACAAUAAAAAGUUCAUUUCUCAGACAGCCUGUCAGACACUGCUCAAUAAUGUAUGGAUGGGGCACCUGUCUCUAGACAACCAAAUGCUACAGCUACUGUUGUGUGUGUUUGUACCCCCACUCAUACUUCCUGUCAUCAAAUUCAAAGAAGAGACAGACACUGACGCAAUGUCAGAGAAAAACUUCGAACAGAGAGUAACAACAAUUAAAGCAAAGAAGAGAAAACUUGAGAAGCAGAAGACAUUGAACUCGAUUCCUGUUAGUAAAGAGGAUAAAGAAGAAAGUCAAGUGGAAUUUGAAUCGAAACCGUUUGCUCUCAGCUUUUGGAAGAAGCUAUACUAUUUCUACACAGCACCUGUAGUUAUCUUUGCACACAAUGUGCUGUCCUAUGUGAUUUUCCUGGGGUUGUACAGCUACAUUCUCUUGGUGAAGUUUUCAUCAGAAGUCAGCGUAGAAGAGAUUAUCCUCAUUAUCUGGGUGUUCAGUAUAUUUGCUGAGGAAGUUAGACAGUUGUUGUCGCAGUAUUCAAUUUAUGAGAGAAUAACUAUAUACCGCACGUCCACCAAUCAAAAUGCCCCCCACGUUAUCAACCCCAGUGCUUCCAAUCACACUCAAAGUUUACGAGGCAAAAAUCCCUCAUUUCACCCCACGACAAAGAUGGUGUCCUCUUCAACCAAGACGUUCAACACCAAGCUGCACAGCUACAUAACGGAUCCCUGGAACAUUGUGGACGUGGUGACCAUUAUCAUGUUUAUUGUGGGGAUCAUCCUGCGCUUCCUCCCCUACUCCUCCACUCUGGAGGCCGCCCGCUGUGUCAUGGCUCUCAAUCUGGUCAUCUUCUUCUUUAGGAUUCUACAUAUAUUUUCUGUUCAUAAACAGCUUGGGCCCAAACUAGUCAUGAUUGGCAGAAUGUUGAUGGACUUGCUGUAUUUUAUCAUCAUCUUGAUGGUGUUUGUCGUCUCCUAUUCAAUAGCAGCUCACUCUGUGAUGUUUCCAAACUCGGAACUCAGUUUUGUCCUGGUGUACAAUGUCAUGAGGAUGGGAUACUGGAACCUGUAUGGAGAGCUCUUCCUGGAGGACAUAGAAAUGGAGGAGCCAGACUGUACCUUUGAAUCUGAUUUAUACAGUAAUGGUACAUUCCCCCGAUGCCCCACCCCUGUGAGUCGCUAUGCAGUGCCGAUUCUGAUGGGGUUCUAUGUUUUGUUUAGCAACAUUCUGCUCCUUAACCUUCUGAUUGCUAUGUUCAGUUACACUUUUGAGAUAACACAAAAGGAUACUGACAGUAUUUGGAAGUUCAUGCGGUUUAACACAAUUCGAGAAUAUUGUGAUCGCACACCAUUGCCUGCACCAUUUUGUCUCAUUUCACAUAUCUAUUUGUUGCUACAACUUUUUUGUCGGAAAUGUUGUAAACGAAGGAAAAAUCAAAUAAACAGUAUGAUAACUCGGUUUCCUGCAGACAAGGCAAGGGAGCUUGUCCAGUGGGAAAAUAUGAUAGCAGAUGCUUACAUGAAUCGCUUAGAACAUGAAGAGAAGAAAAACAUUCAGAACAGAAUUAUAAAUACUCAAGAAUCGAUACAUGAGCUGUUCUUUAAGCUGGAUGAGUUACAGGAUAUCCAGACUACAUCUGGGGCCCCCGGAGCACCCCCCAUCAUCAAGGCCCCGAUUAACCCUGUGGUCAGGAUGCCCCCACAGAUGGACAAGAGACUACUUGCCCUGGAGGACCAGAUGCAACAAAGUACUGUUGCACUCAACUGGAUCAUGAGAAACUUACAAGAACAACAGAAGAGCAGUGCAAAGGUCCCACCAUUGAUGGAGGAUAAAAAAGAAAAUGGUCGCCAUGGCAAGCAUUCAAAGCAGAAGAAAGAGAAGGACAAAGCGUUGGUGAAAUCAACAGUGGAAGAACGGAAACGUCUGAACUACAAAUCGAGGAUACCUAGGUACCCCCAGAGUAUGGUGAACAGGUUCCCUGUCCCAGAUGACAAGGUCGCCUGGGAGAUUUCAUUUCCGGAAUAUGACCCAGUGGUGUAUGAAGCACCUGAAGUCAAGAGUCAUCCUUACUGGGCUGACACUAUAGACCUCAUAUACAUGAAACCCGCUGACAGAAUUGGAAAGAUCAAUUUUAAUGAAUAUGACAAGAAGAACCUAUGUGACAGAAAGAGUUACUGGGGCACGUAUGAAGUACGUGAUGGUCUCCCGCUGAAUCCUGCGGGUCGGACAGGUAUUAUAGGACGAGGACUUCUUGGACGAUACGGCCCUAACCAUUGUGGAGAUCCCAUAGUAACCAGAUGGAAGAGAAAUGAUAAAGGGGAAGUUGUGAUGAAGGAAGGGAAAAAAGUUCUGGAAUUUGUAGCAAUAUUCAGAAAAGACAAUGACCUAUGGUCUAUUCCUGGGGGUAUGUGUGAACCUGGACAGAAGGUGUCCCAGUGCCUGAAGGCCGAGUUUACAGAGGAAGCGCUGGGGACAUUGAUCAAUGACCAGACCAUGAAGGAUAAAAUCAACAAAGACCUUCAGUACAUGCUGGAUCAUGGAGAAGAGAUUUACAAAGGAAUUUGUGAUGACCCCAGGAACACUGAUAAUGCCUGGUUGGAAACUCUUGUGUUUAGCUACCAUGAUGACACAGGAAAAGUUCUUCAUCCUUUCCUUUUAAGAGCUGGAGAGACCGUGGAGGCAGCUACCUGGUUAGAAGUGUCAUCUAGUCUUAUUCUUCACUCCUCUCACCUGUAUUAUGUUAAGCUUGUGGCCGACAAGUUAAAUGCUUACUACUAAACCCUUGCAAAAGGAUUUGGUAAUUAGUCAAUUGGAAAAUCAAAUGCUACUUAUUGUCUUGUGAAUUUCGAGAACUUGCCUUAAUUAAUGCUCAUGAGAGAUAGCAUUACCGGUAUACAUUUCAACUGUGAGUCAUGUCUGAUUUCCACUACCAAACUUUUAGCACCUGAAAAAAGUCUUGUUGCAAUUUCUACA
Molecule: messenger RNA, 5359 nt
Organism: Saccostrea cuccullata (small rock oyster)
Lineage: Eukaryota; Metazoa; Mollusca; Bivalvia; Ostreida; Ostreidae
Product: transient receptor potential cation channel subfamily M member-like 2
Exons: 38
Coding region: 110-5164 (1684 amino acids)
Biological process (GO): calcium ion transmembrane transport
Cellular component (GO): plasma membrane
Molecular function (GO): ligand-gated calcium channel activity
Source: RefSeq, a predicted model, not a curated record